Myripristis murdjan (pinecone soldierfish) is the source of this 2571-nucleotide messenger RNA. RefSeq names its product extracellular calcium-sensing receptor-like. Bases 1 to 2571 code for a protein of 856 amino acids. Gene Ontology annotation, cellular component: plasma membrane. Gene Ontology annotation, molecular function: G protein-coupled receptor activity. The transcript is spliced from 6 exons. The record is from RefSeq and is a predicted model, not a curated record. Gene Ontology annotation, biological process: G protein-coupled receptor signaling pathway. Lineage: Eukaryota; Metazoa; Chordata; Actinopteri; Holocentriformes; Holocentridae.
AUGUUCCUGUUUAUACAUGGGGUGAUGGGAGCCUUUGGGGCAGAGGAAGAGGCUGCUCUCUGUCGGAUGCUGGGAAGCCCAGAGUUCCCUCUGUUGUCUAAGGAAGGAGAUAUAAUUAUCGGGGGAGCCUUCUCCAUCCAUACCCAAAUCACAAAGCCUCUGCUCUCCUUCACAGAUCCUCCAAAACGUCUCAUAUGCUCAAGGUUUAAUUUCAGAGAGUUUCGUUUUGUCCAGACAAUGAUCUUUGCUAUUGAGCAGAUCAACAAUAGCACCUCUCUGCUACCUAAUAUCUCAAUUGGAUACAAGAUAUUUGACAGCUGUGGCUCAACUGUAUCUGCAACGCGUGCAGCAAUGGCUCUAAUGAACGGACAAGAAAGAACUUUGGGAAAAAACUGCUCCAGCAAAUCAUCUGUCCAUGCCAUUAUUGGUACCUCUGAGUCCUCUUCGACCAUUGCAAUGCUGCAAACUUCAGGGAUUUUCCAAAUACCUGUGAUCAGCCACUUUGCCACAUGUGCUUGUCUGAGUAACAGACGGGAGUAUUCUUCAUUCUUCAGAACUAUCCCCAGUGACUACCACCAGAGUAGAGCCCUGGCAAAGCUGGUCAAACACUUUGGCUGGACCUGGGUGGGUACAGUUAGAAGUGACAAUGACUAUGGCAACAAUGGCAUGGCAACAUUUAUCAAAGCUGCAGGCCAAGAGGGGGUGUGUAUUGAGUACUCAGAGGCCAUCUCGAGGACAUACCCCCAGAGCCAGGCUGCCAGGGUGGUCAGAGUGAUCCGUAACGGCAGUGCCAGGGUUUUGGUGGCCUUCCUUUCCCAUGUAGAAAUGGACAUGCUGCUGGAGGAAGCUAUGAAGCAGAACCUCACUGGAGUACAGUGGGUAGGGAGUGAGUCCUGGAUCACAGCAGGCCACCUGGCCACCAAGAGGCACCUGGACAUCCUAAUCGGAUCUCUGGGCUUCACCAUCAGAAAGUCCAAGAUCCCAGGCCUGAGAGAGUUCCUAUUACAGGUAAACCCGAGCCAAAACCCCCAGAACAGCCUGCUCAGAGAGUUCUGGGAGACCACUUUUGGCUGCAGUUUCCAAUCCAGUCUGGAUGGUCAGAGCCAGGGUAGGCAGUGCUCUGGUUCUGAGAGACUAGAUGACGUUGACAAUACAUUCACAGAUGUGUCAGAGCUGAGGAUAUCUAAUAAUGUAUACAAGGCUGUGUAUGCUGUGGCUCAUGCUAUGCACAACAUGUUAAAUUGCAGUCAUCAUGGAGAAAAGCUGAAUCAGUCAUGCAUCUGGAGAGACAAGUUCGAGCCAGUGCAGGUCUUGAAAAACCUCCAAGGUGUGAAUUUCACUCUUCAUUCAGGAGAAAGAGUGUAUUUUGAUGAUAAUGGAGACCCUGCAGCCAUCUAUGAUCUGAUGAACUGGCAGAGAAGCCCAACAGGAGAGACUGUGUUUGUGACUGUAGGGAGCUACGAUGCUUUGCUGCCAAAUGGAAAGCAGUUUACCAUGAACGGAAUAAACAUAACAUGGGCUGCUGAAUCCCUAAAGAGGCCACAGUCUGUGUGCAGUGAGAGCUGCGUCCCAGGUUUUCGUCAAGCUGUGAUUAAAGGCAAACCUGUCUGCUGUUUCUCCUGCAUUGCCUGUGCUGCCGGAGAAAUCAGCAACACCAGUGAUUCUGCAGAGUGUUCUCGGUGUUCACUGGAGUACUGGUCCAAUGAAGACCGCAGCUUGUGCGUUGCAAAAGCGGUUGAGUUCCUGUCUUUUGAAGAAACCAUGGGGACCCUCCUCACUGCUUUGUCAUUGUUUGGAGCAAGUUUAACAUUAGUUGUGUCAAUUGUUUUCUUUCAAUUCCGUGACACACCUCUUGUCAAAGCAAGUAACUCUGAGCUGAGCUUCCUGCUGCUCUUCUCCUUGACUCUGUGUUUCCUGUGCUCUCUGACCUUCAUUGGCCGGCCCUCUGAUUGGUCCUGUAUGCUGCGCCACACAGCAUUUGGCAUCACCUUUGCCCUUUGCAUAUCUUGUAUCUUGGCAAAGACUGUAGCAGUGCUGAUUGCCUUCAGAGCUACAGGGCCAAAAAACACAGUUCCUCAGUGCUCUGCCUUGCUCCAGAGGGCAAGUGUUCUGAGCUGUACCACACUUCAGGUGAUAGUGUGUGUGCUGUGGUUAACUCUUGCCCCACCAUUUCCACAUAAAAAUACAGCUCAUGCAACUGAGAAGAUCAUUCUAGAGUGUAACUUGGGUUCAGUUAUAGGGUUUUGGGCAGUGCUCGGCUAUAUAGGAAUCCUGGCAGUCCUAUGUUUUCUUCUUGCUUUUCUCGCUCGAAAGCUGCCUGAUAAUUUCAAUGAGGCCAAAUUCAUCACCUUCAGCAUGCUGAUUUUCUGUGCUGUCUGGAUCACCUUUAUCCCAGCUUAUGUCAGCUCCCCUGGGAAGUUCACUGUUGCCGUGGAGAUAUUUGCUAUUCUGGCCUCUAGCUUUGGAUUACUUUUCUGUAUAUUUGCCCCAAAAUGUUACAUCAUAUUGUUGAAACCAGAGAGGAAUACAAAAAAACACAUGCUGGGAAGAAAUAAUGCAAUAUCACUGUAA